AUGGAAAAUACAAGAAGUGAUCAUACAACAGGGUCUUCAGAGGCCCGAAUGAACAGAAUGGAACAAAUGCUUGCAGCUCUGACUGAGAAAGUUCUUUUGGCCACCUACACUCUAAAAGACGAAGCUCAGAGAUGGUGGUUAUUGGUUCGAAACAGUAAUGGAAAUAUGUCAUGGGCUCAAUUUAAUACGAUCUUUUAUGACAAGUAUUUUCCACAGUGCUUCCGGGAUCGAAAGGUUUCAGAAUUUCAGAAACUCAAACAGGGCAGAAUAUCUGUAGCUGAAUAUGAGGCAUGGUUUACUGAGUUAGCUAGAUUUGCUCCUCACAUGGUGGACAUGGACUAUAAGAAAGCCCGCAAAUUUGAGGGUGGAUUGGAUUUAGAUAUACUAGAUCGGGUGGGAGUCCUCAACCUACCUACGUAUGUGAAUGUAUUGGAUAAAGCAUUGAUGGCAAAAGCCAAUUUGGUAGCAAAAAGGAAAGCUCCGGCCUCAACAACUGAAUGA
Messenger RNA from Camellia sinensis, 501 nucleotides. NCBI's taxonomy places the organism in Eukaryota, Viridiplantae, Streptophyta, Magnoliopsida, Ericales, Theaceae. The record is from RefSeq and is a predicted model, not a curated record.